GUAAUUUCGCGUGAUUUCAAACUUUGGUCGCAACAUGUUGUGUACUUAAGCAUUGUCUUACGAACCAUCACUGGUUUUGUAUGUGUACAUCUAUCAUAUUAAUUGACAUUCAGUCGGUAUCUUGCAACGGUGCAUGGAAUGCUGAAAAAUCUCCUUAGGAUCAGACCUAUAGGGUGUGCUCAGUUUUUUCACACAUCCUGUUAUAUUCGGAACUCAUCUGAAAAGCAAUCCACGAAAUCCUCCAAUUUAAUUAAAUCAUAUUUCGAACUUGGUCGUUUCGGUAAACCGACAGGUACUUGGCUUCUUUAUCUUCCCUGCACAUGGAGCAUCGCAGUGGCUGCACCACCUGGACAACUACCGGACUUUUACAUGUUAGCCCUAUUUGGUGUGGGCUCCAUCUUGAUGCGAAGCGCCGGAUGCACUAUAAAUGACAUGUGGGAUCAGAAGUAUGAUAAGCUUGUUAAACGCACAAAAGACCGUCCUUUGGCUUCGGGUUCCCUUACAUACUUCCAAGCUCUUUCAUUUCUUGGUUUGCAGCUAUCAGCUUCACUUGUGAUCUUGUUGCAAUUGAACUGGUACAGUGUAUUUCUUGGUUUUCUGUCUAUGGUUCCUGUUACCACGUAUCCCCUGUUCAAACGAUUCACUUAUUGGCCGCAAGUUGUUCUUGGUUUAACGUUGAACUGGGGUGUUUGGCUUGGCUAUUCCGCCAUAAAUGGUUUUUGUCUUUUCUCCGUGUGCGCUCCUUUAUAUUUAGCUGCAGUGUGUUGGACUUGCACGUACGAUACUAUAUAUUCUCAUCAAGUGAGGAUAAUUUGUUAGCUAUUUUCUUUUUUUGCUCCUGUCGCUCUGGCAUUUUAAAAUUUUUCCCGAGAGUUACGUAGAUUUCUUGUAUUGCUUGAUAUAUUUAUUUUAUUUGCUAGCCUAGCAUUGCCCAGAAAACCCGUAGCACCUUUUCAUUGUAUGUUUUUAAAGUUAAAGACUAGGUUUAUUUGUUCUGUAUAGGUCUUACAUUCAACUGGGGUGCUUUGCUGGGCUAUUCUGCCGUCGUGGGUUACAUUAACCCUUAUGUCACAUUUCCUCUGUAUCUUGCUGGCCUCAAUUGGACGAUGAUUUACGACACAAUAUAUGCACAUCAGGUUUGUGCGCGUAGUUCAUUGUUGAAGUUUUCAUUUUUUUUUGAUGUUCGAUUUGUAAUCGAAAUUUUCCUUCUAGGAUAUUGAUGAUGACAUACGUAUAGGUGUCAAAUCAACUGCCAUUCUAUUUGGAGAAAACACUAAACCAUAUCUGGUCCUUUUUCACACGGGAAUGACAGCGUGUCUUCUCACUGUUGGAAUGAAUGCUGAUGCUGGUUGUAUUUAUUACCUUGGGACUCUAGGCACUAUGUUGCAUAUAGCUUAUUUGAUACGAAAAGCAGAUUUGAAGAAUCCUACUUGUUGUUGGCAGACGUUUAAAGCCAGUAGAACAUCUGGUCUUUUGUACUUUCUUACUAUUGUACUCGAUAAGAUAUGCGCCUAACUUUAUCCUAUACAUGAUGUAUUGAGAUUAAUUAAAAAUAAACAAUUUUGUAAAUAUGUAACUAAAUGAAUUGAACUUGUCUUAUUUUCUAAGUCUUCGU
Trichobilharzia szidati is the source of this 1615-nucleotide messenger RNA. Lineage: Eukaryota; Metazoa; Platyhelminthes; Trematoda; Strigeidida; Schistosomatidae. The record is from the annotation of a GenBank genome assembly.